Molecule: messenger RNA, 1287 nt
Organism: Euleptes europaea (tarantolino)
Lineage: Eukaryota; Metazoa; Chordata; Lepidosauria; Squamata; Sphaerodactylidae
Gene: PIGM
Product: phosphatidylinositol glycan anchor biosynthesis class M
Exons: 1
Coding region: 1-1287 (428 amino acids)
Biological process (GO): GPI anchor biosynthetic process
Cellular component (GO): glycosylphosphatidylinositol-mannosyltransferase I complex; membrane
Molecular function (GO): alpha-1,4-mannosyltransferase activity; GPI mannosyltransferase activity
Source: RefSeq, a predicted model, not a curated record
AUGAUUCCCCAUCAGAUACCCGGGAAGCAAAUGUUGACAAAAUUUCUCAGGAAUGAUGUUUUGUUUGGCAGCGCCUUCCUCGUCAGGCUUUUGCUUGUCUUUUACGGAGUUUAUCAGGACAGAACCAUGUUGGUGAAAUACACAGACAUCGACUAUCAAGUAUUCACGGAUGCUGCCAAAUACAUCACAGAGGGGAAGUCUCCUUACCUAAGAGCCACGUACCGUUACACUCCAUUGCUGGCCUGGAUCCUAACCCCAAACAUCUACGUUACUCAUCUGUACGGAAAGCUCCUCUUUAUUGCUGGGGAUCUGGUUGCCGCGUACCUCAUGUACCAGAUUCUUCUGCUCAGAGGGCACGACAGCAGGAAGGCCUGCGGGUGCUGUGCGUUCUGGCUCCUCAAUCCCCUGCCCAUGGCGGUAUCCAGCCGAGGAAAUGCUGAGUCCCUUGUGGCGAGCCUAGUCCUGGGCACCAUGUAUUACAUGGAAAAGAGGCAUCCAGCCAAGGCUGCUGUUCUGUACGGCCUGUCCGUACACAUGAAAAUUUACCCAGUGACCUACGCGUUGCCAAUAGCUCUCCAUUUGCAAAGCGGCGGAAGCUACGAGAAAGGAAAGACAGGCACACCGAAGAAACGGAAAACCGGCUACUCUGUGGGCAGCAUCUGGCGGUUUUUCUUCAGGUUGUUCAGUUGGGAUGUUCUGCUCUUUGGAGCGGUGGCUGGAGGCACCUUUGCUGCUCUGGGCCUCGUUUUUUAUUUCUCUUAUGGUUGGGACUUUCUGGAGCAGGCCUAUCUCUACCACUUGACCCGCAGAGAUAUUCGACACAACUUCUCGCCCUAUUUCUACAUGUUAUACUUGACUGCAGAAAGCGAGUGGAGUUUUUCUCUUGGCCUGGCAGCUUUCUUGCCUCAGCUCCUGCUGCUUUUCGCUCUCUCCUUCGCUUACUAUAAAGAUCUCGUCUUCUGUUGCUUCCUGCACACUGCAGUUUUUGUGAGUUUUAACAAAGUGUGCACCUCCCAGUAUUUUCUGUGGUACCUUUGCCUUCUGCCCCCCAUAAUCCCCCUUUUGAGGAUGUCCUGGCAGCGGGCUGCGUUUCUUCUCCUGCUCUGGCUUCUUGGGCAAGCACUGUGGCUGGCACCAGCAUACUUUUUGGAAUUUGAAGGGCAGAACACUUUCUUGCUCAUAUGGCUAGCAGGCUUAUUCUUUCUUUCUGCCAACUGUGCAAUUCUCAUUCAGAUUAUUGCUCACUAUCACACAGGGAAGAUGACCAGGAAAAUGAAGCGACACUAA